Scatophagus argus is the source of this 3217-nucleotide messenger RNA. RefSeq names its product endoplasmic reticulum protein 44 (gene erp44). NCBI's taxonomy places the organism in Eukaryota, Metazoa, Chordata, Actinopteri, Scatophagidae. The record is from RefSeq and is a predicted model, not a curated record. The transcript has 11 exons. Bases 126 to 1358 code for a protein of 410 amino acids.
CUCUCACGUUUCCGUGGUCACAGUGAGGUUGGUUCGCCGUCGGCUUCCUGCUGCUGGAAAAAAAAGCGGCGUCGAGACAGACUGGGAAGACUCAACACCACCACCUCCAAUAACUACAUUGUACAAUGAAACUAUUAGCAAUAUCUCCCUCCCUCGAUAUCCGCUUCGUCACGGUUAUAUUGCUGGUGAUGGGCCUCUCUACUCCUGGACAAGCAGAGAUCACUAGUCUGGACUCAGGCAACAUUGAUGAUGUCCUAAAUAAUGCUGGGGUGGCAUUGGUGAAUUUUUACGCAGACUGGUGCAGAUUCAGUCAGAUGCUCCAUCCAAUUUUUGAGGAGGCAUCUAAUACCGUGAGGGAGGAGUUCCCUGAUACCAAGCAGGUGGUGUUUGCCCGUGUCGACUGUGACCAACAUUCGGACAUAGCCCAGCGGUAUCGCAUCACCAAAUAUCCAACACUGAAGUUGUUUCGCAAUGGGAUGAUGAUGAAGAGGGAGUACAGGGGUCAGCGGUCAGUGGCGGCCAUCGCUGACUUCAUCCGCCAGCAGCAGGUCGACCCCGUUAAAGAGAUACAGUCACUGGAGGAGGUUAAUACUGUGGAUAGGAGCAAGAGAAACAUUAUAGGUUAUUUUGAAAAAAAGGACUCAGACAACUACCACACAUAUGAAAAAGUUGCUAACAUCCUUCGAGAUGACUGCACAUUCUUGGCUGCCUUUGGUGCUGUAUCUGAGUCUGAGCGCUUCAGUGGAGAUAAUGUAAUCUACAAGCCUAUGGGCGAGAGCGUCCCUGACAUGGUCUACCUUGGCUCACUCACCAACUUCGACCUGACCUACGCUUGGGCCCAGGACAAGUGUGUGCCUCUGGUUAGGGAGAUCACCUUUGAAAAUGGAGAGGAGCUCACUGAAGAAGGAAUCCCUUUCCUCAUCUUGUUCCACGUUAAAGAAGACUCAGAGAGCUUAGAGAAGUUCCAACAUGAAGUCGCUCGCCAGCUUAUCAGCGAGAAAGGGUCUAUAAAUUUCCUGCACGCGGACUGCGAGAAAUUCCGCCAUCCUCUGCUCCAUAUUCAGAAAACUCCUGCUGACUGUCCCGUCAUUGCUAUAGACUCAUUCAGACACAUGUAUGUCUUUCCCGAUUUCAAAGACCUCACUGUUCCUGGCAAGCUGAGACAGUUUGUGUUGGACCUUCACUCCGGAAAGCUACACCGAGAGUUUCACCAUGGUCCUGACCCCACAGACAGCACGCCUGGACAGGAGGAGAAGGAAGGAGAGGUGGCCAGCAGCCCCCCAGAGAGCUCAUUCCAGAAGCUGGCGCCCAGUGAGACUCGCUACACCAUCCUCAGACGGGACCGUGAUGAGCUGUGACCUCAGCAGCCUUCCAGUGAUCCUGUGACUCAAUGCCACGCCCCGGGAUCAGGGAGGGGGUUAGUGUUGGGACAGGCCAGCGGGACAGAACAGCAACACCCAAUACCCUUAUGAAGAGAGAGAGAGAUGGAGAAGAGGAGAAUGAAGAGGAAGAAGGAGGAGGAGAAAAAGAAGAACACGAGAAGGAGCGCAGUCCACGACACAACCAUGUUGGAAUAACCUAUAUUUUCAUAACUCUGUCACGUACAGUUUUUAUUUUGGAUGAAAAGGAAGCGGGGUAAAGAAGAAAAUGUGUGUGGGCAGGGGGGUUAGGGGCAUUAGGACAUCAAGAGAAGUGUUUUUACUUUUAUUUUUCGGAGCUUGUAAAUAUAUUUGUGCUACAUGGGAGUCUCAUUGUUGGUCUAAAUUAAAUGCAGAGUUUUCUUUAUUCUAUUUUUUUUCUUUUUCAUCGCCCCUCUUUUUGUAGAAAAAAAAAACACACCCAGAACAGUUCCCUCACUUCAGGUGUACUGUUCUUAUCUGUGGGUAGUCCAGUUCAGCCUCAGCCUGCCUGAUAGGAGACGCUCGUUUCGUCUCACCGACCUCAUGGCUGCAUCUCAAUAUGACCAAUUCUAGUCUAAUUCAUUUGUAUAGCACAAGAUAUAACAAUAUGCCUGUUUGAAGUAGCUUUAUCUCCAUAUCUUCUCCACACACACUCUGAGUACUGAAGGAAUAGAAAAAUACUUUAGUGGGGGUAACAUUUCAAACCCUGACUUGAAACAGAAGGUAAAGAGACAGAGCUACUCCAGCCUAUUGAGAUGCAUCCCUUCUCUCCCUGCUUCUAAAUGGUUCAAGAUUAUGAUGUCUCUCACAGUGCUUAUAAAAAGUAUUGCCCCCUUGCUCUUUUUUGUGUUACUGUUUUACAACACUGAAUCACAGUGGAUAUAAUUAGGAUUAUUAUUUUUUUCUCCCCCAACAAUCAAGAGAAAAUAUUGUAAUGAUGAAGUGGCUGUUGUACUCAGUUAUGUAUUUCAGUAUCAGCCCGACAGUGCACAAGACCAAAAACACAGCAUCCCCAUCAUGAAGCCUGGUGGUGGCAGCAUCAUGCUGCGUGGAGGCUUCUCAGCAGCAGGCCAUGUGAUGUUUGUGAUGAUGGAAGAGAUCCUGUUGAAAGCAUGUAGCUAUUGAUGUAUGUUUUUCAUAAAGUAAAAUCUACACAUGAAUAGCUGAAACGCAACCAUGUGAAUGUCCUGGAUUAGGUGACCAGACCUCAGUAUAAUCCAGAAUUUGUGUCAGGAUUUUAUUGUUCCAGUUCAGUCCAAGUAUGAGCAUGGAACUGAAGUAACUUGAAAGAAGUGAAUUAGAGUCCAGAUGUGUAAAAGCUGUUGCACGCCUGUUGAAGCAGUCCUAAGGUUGUAACUGCUGCCAAAGGUGCCUCUAUUGAGUAUGGUCUUGAAGGACAUGAAUACGUAUGCAAUCAAAAAACAAAAAAAACAACCUGUUAAUUUUGGUUCCUAAGACCAGUCUGCAUAAGUAUGAUUUGUUUUUUCUGUUCCAUGUAUAAAAUUCGUUUAUCUCCUCUAACGUAAAACAGUAAAACAUUAAAAGUGGGCUGGAUACCUUUUAAAGGCACAGUUUUUGUUAUAACACCUCUGAAUUGUGUUCCUGGGAACCAAAUAAGAGGAAAAAGUAAGGACUUAUAAUGGCGUACUUUAACAUGACAGUGGAAUUUAUGAAAUAGCUGUUGUUUUUGCGGUUACCCGUUGUCAAAUUUGUCAUCACACUGGGGGAGAAAAGCCUGCGUCCUUCCCGGUAUUUAAAAAAAAAAAGCAGAGAGACAAGAGGGGAAAAUCCAUAUGAUGUACGCUGAAAAUUUACAG